This is a messenger RNA of Symbiodinium pilosum, 189 nucleotides long. The record is from the annotation of a GenBank genome assembly. NCBI's taxonomy places the organism in Eukaryota, Dinophyceae, Suessiales, Symbiodiniaceae.
GUUCUCUAUGAGGUAUACUUUUUGAGCAAGAUGCAAAGUAGCUGGCAAGAUUUCGUGACGGAGCUGCUUCAGAGCACCAGCGGAGACAUGCCUGACACUGAGACCCUGGGAUCCAAAGUGAACUCAUGGGCAGAAGAAAAGUGGUGGCUGUUGGGUACCAGUAUCGCCACGCCUGGGGGCACGGGCCCA